Molecule: messenger RNA, 3379 nt
Organism: Astrephomene gubernaculifera
Lineage: Eukaryota; Viridiplantae; Chlorophyta; Chlorophyceae; Chlamydomonadales; Astrephomenaceae
Source: the annotation of a GenBank genome assembly
AGGAGACAAGAGCUCCACAGACGGCUGCGACACUCCACGCUAGUUAUAUUGCAGGGCUUGCACAGCAGCGUUUGACGCCAUACGAUAGUCGGUGUACAGCGCAUGACGUACACCGGUUGCCGAAACCCCGUCGCUGUGCAUCGUUCAACUGCAAUGAGGUUCAGAGGUUGCGGCCUUGCACUUGUUGGCGCCUAAUAACCCUCCUGUUUCCCAGUUGCCGCGAUGUGCCUUCAGCGUUUGUAGGACAACGGUUGCGAACAACCCAUCGUAGCCGACAAGCUGCGUUUCCGGCGCACUUUUGUAAAUGAUGAAGGUUUACGUUCACUGGGUUGGAGAUGAAGGCUCACCAUUCACGAAGGUCUUAAAACUAUCGGACAAUUCCGCGGUUGCUGACUUGCGGGUUGCUUGCUGGGAUGCUCUCAUCGCGCGCCAUCCGACGCUAGGCGGCAGCGGGCCAAUCCCCUUGCUUCUGUCAGGACCUGAUGGCCGGUCCCUACCGAUGAGCUCUUUGCUCUCAGACGUGUUAUCCAGCGGAGACGACGUCUUCUUCCGCCUCAAUGGACAGCAGGGUCAUGCUGGGGAAAUGUCGUCUGGAUGCGUCCGUACAACCACAACCACCUCAAGCAUCGCUGCUGAGUCAACGCCCAGCCAGGCCGCAGUGACUAACAUUGCGGCCACCACAGCUCCGGAAGAGGCCGCCCGCCCGAGCACUGCCACAUCUCCCCAACAGGAUCAGCAUGCCGCCGCUGGCACUGCACCUACAGCUAUAAAAACCCAAGCGCACAACGGCACCUCAGAGGGGUCCGCUUCCUGCAACCCUUCUAAACAGCAUCAGGCCCAACAGCCACACAAACCCCAGCAAAAGCAGCAGCAGCAGCGGCAGCCGUUGUUGCCCGAUUUGCCGGAGGAGCAGCUGCUUCCCCUGGUGCGGGCGCUGUGGGUGCGAGCCGAGGAGGCAGCAGCGCAGCAAAACUACCGGGCUGGGGCGGAGGCGCUGCAGCAGGCACUGCUGCUGCUGCCGCGCCCCUCCGGGCCCCUGCACGUCGCCUCGCUGCAGCGCCUGGCCCGCAUGUGGCUGGCUGCGGGCAACCCGGCUGCCGCGGCCCCCUGGGCGCUGCGGGCGGUGCAGGCGCGGCAGGAGGACGUGGGGGUGCUGCAGCUUGCGGGGGAUUGCCUGAGGGAGGGCGGCCGACCUCGCGAGGCGGUGCUGCACUACCAGGCUGCCCUGGAGCUGCUGGAGGAGCGAGCGAGCAGUGGCAGCAGCGGGAGCAGUAGCGGGAGCAGUAGCAGCGGUGGUGACAGCAGCAGUGCUGGGGCCGGCAACGAUGCCACCACCUCCUCCUCCUCCAUCCAACAACUGCAACUGCGACUGCGCGUCUCCCUAGCUGCCUGCCUGUACGACAUCCCGAGCGGCGGCUCGCCUGUCGUACCGCCGUACGACAAUCACGAUCUGGCGGCCUCGCUGGUGAUGGGCGCGUUGGAGGCGGAUCCCGGCUGCUGGGAGGCGUUACGGUUGUACGGCAGGAUCGCGGCGGAUCGCGGCAUGCGUGAUGAGGCGCUGCGGGUGGCUCUGCGGCUGGUGGUGGGGCGGCCGCAGCAGCGGGAGGGCAAGGCCCUGCUGGCGGAGUGCUUGCAGGACGAGGAGGGCUGUGCGCUGCUGUUCGAAGAACUCAAUGUGCCGCUGACAGCGGGGGAGCAGCAGCAGCAGCAGGCAUGCGGGGGCGGCAGCGGCGGGGGCGGCGGCGUCAGCGGUACUGCUGCUGCUGCUGGUACGGCUGCUGCCCCUGCCGCUGCUGCUGCUGCUGCCGCUUCCUCCGCUGCGGCUCUGGGCUUCGUGGCCAACUCCGUCAAGGAUGAGGGCCAGGUGGACAGCUGCAUCCGGCUGCUGCAAUGUGCCGUACAGCUGCAUCCCCGUAACGCCAGCUACAGCCUCAAUCUCGUACAUGCUCUGGAGCUACGGCAGGACCUGCAGGGGGCGCUAGCGGCGGGCUGGAGCUGAGGGACGUGGACUCCAUGUUGCAAUCGCUGCCCGAGCUCCGGAGCGCCUCCGACCUCACCUGGUGGCAGCUGCAGCAGGAACAGCAGCAUGAGGGGCGGGAGGGGCAGCUGCAGGGGAGGCAGGGGCAGCAGGAAGAAGGACAGGACACAGUGAAGGUGUCGUACAGCGCGGAUGAGUUGGACGAGCUAGCUCUGCUGUUCGCACUGGCCAAGGUGUUGUUCGUGGGCGGGGCGCUGCGGGCGGCUGCGGAGCUGUGUGAGAGUGUGGAGCCGCUGAGGAGGUCUUCCUCCGUGGAGCUGCACACCACCCUUAUCCGCAACGAGGCGGCCUACUUCGGCUGCGUCAUGCAGCUGCUGAGGGACCACCCGCCACCGCUGACACCGCCGCCACCGCUGACACCGCUGACACCACUGCUGCAGCAGCAGGAGGAGCAGGAGCAGUCGCUGCCACCGCCGCCGCCACCACUGUCGUCUCCGCAGCAGCAGCAGCAGCAGCAGCAACAGCAGCAGCAGGAGCAACCGGCGCUGCCACUGAUAUCGUCGCCCUUACCCUCGGGUUGUUCCGCUCAUGGGGGUGCAGCGGAGGGAGCAGUGGAGGGUGGUGUGGCCGGGGCGCUGCGGCCGCUGUUCCUGUGCGGAGACUCGCACUGCUUGUCAGCCGCCUGGCGAGUGGUGACGCUGCGAGGGGAGCCCCGCCUGCUGCGGCCGCUGCUGGUCACCGGGUGCAAGGUGUGGCACCUGCGCCCCAGCAGCUGCUUCUACCCCAAGCGGCAGUUCCAAGCCGCCAUGCGACUGCUGCCACAGGGAGCUCAGGUGGUGUUGGUGCUGGGUGAGAUCGACUGCCGGGAGGGGCUGCUGCUGGCGGUGCAGAAGGGGAAGUACGACAGCGUGGCAGCUGGCAUCGAGGCCACCGUGGGCAUCUACAUGGACCUCCUGCGCUCGCUGCUGCUGCAGCCUUCUUCGGGACCAUUAUCAGAACCAUCAGGGGGUUCGGAGCCCCUUUCGGAGCGCCCCGGGCAACAGCAGCCGCCGCCUCCUCCUUCUCCUCCUCCGGUCGGGACCGCCGCCGCUGCUGCUGCUGCCGCUGCUGCUGCUGGUGCCCCCCGCGGCCUGGAGAUCUUCGUUCACCCGGUGCCGCCGGUGCUCAACGAAACACGUGCCGUCGUGACGCCCUUCACGGCGGCACUGCGGCGUGCGAUUGAGGCGGCGCGCGCUGCGGAUCCGGAGCUGCGGCGGCGGCUACACUACCUGGACUUUUUCGAGCAGCUGUUGGUGCCGAGGGGGGCGGAGCAGCAGCUACCGGCGGGGGCAGCGGUGGUUGUGGAUGAGGCUGGAGGCGGGAAGGGGGUGGAGAGGGCUGGCGCGAAGGGGCAGGAAGGAG